Molecule: messenger RNA, 1095 nt
Organism: Pyricularia grisea
Lineage: Eukaryota; Fungi; Ascomycota; Sordariomycetes; Magnaporthales; Pyriculariaceae
Exons: 2
Coding region: 195-1004 (269 amino acids)
Source: RefSeq, a predicted model, not a curated record
GGAAGAUAAGUAGGCAAAAUGGCUAUCUAGAUAAUGUGCUGAUUCCUGUGACAUGGAUCCUACUAUUCUUUUUGUUUUUAUUUUUUUUUUAUCUUACUUCUUCUUUCCAUCCCCCUUUUCCACGCAGUUUCUCUUUCCUUCCAGUUUCAAUGUGAGCAACGCAGUCAUCCAACUCGACUUUUGAAGGAAUCAUCAUGGGUCAACAACCAAGCUCCCCCGUACCGGGGACUAAAUUCAGAGUCAUAGGCGCUGGAAUGUCACGAACGGGAACCAAGAGCUUCAACGAAGCGCUGCGGAUCCUCCUCGACGGGCCGGUGCACGACUCGGGCAUCCAGUCGUGCGCGGGCAGCCGGCGGCAGCGACACCAGUGGCUGGAGCUGAUGGAGCUUGCAGUCAACUGCCGGACCGUGUCGGACCGGAAGCGCAUCGAGUGGCUGUUGGCCGACCUUCUCGAGGGCUACACGUCCACCAUGGACAUACCGGCCAACAUGAUGUACGAGGAGAUCCUGAGCGUCUUCCCCGACGCCGUCGUCAUCUGCACCACGCGCGACGCCGUCCCCUGGGCCAUCAGCAUGUGCCGCCUCGCCGACUCCCUCUCCAUGUUCUACGUGCCCUGGGUCGCCUACUGGCUCCCCGGUGUUGGUUACUUUUCAAAGUGGAUGGACUUGCAAAAGAGGCUGAUGGCCCUGAGGCUGGGUUACGACGACUACCGCGUCGAGAGCAUCCGGGACCACGAGAACACCCUGAGGAGGGUCAUCCCACCCGAGAAGCUCUUCUUCUACCGCGUUAGCGAGGGCUGGGAGCCUCUGUGCAAGAUACUCAAUCUGCCGGUCCCGGACGUGCCCUUCCCCCACAACAACAAUACGACCGACGCCCAGGGUACCGUGAAUGAGAUUCUGGUUAUGGGGCUUUUGGCUUGGGUUGGGAUUUUGGCCGGUUCUGGUGCUGCUGUAUGGUUAGCCUGGAGGGCUUUCUCCCACAGUUUUCUUUUUAUUAAGGGGUGACUGGACCCAGGAACACCCUUAAUAAGAAUAGUACAUAUCCUUAGAGCCCGAGAAUUUGAAGAAAUUGCACCUUGGCGUGCAACAUCAUGGA